Messenger RNA from Penicillium verhagenii, 1560 nucleotides. RefSeq lists its product as uncharacterized. Gene Ontology annotation, molecular function: transmembrane transporter activity. The record is from RefSeq and is a predicted model, not a curated record. The transcript is spliced from 5 exons. Bases 1 to 1560 code for a protein of 519 amino acids. Lineage: Eukaryota; Fungi; Ascomycota; Eurotiomycetes; Eurotiales; Aspergillaceae. Gene Ontology annotation, biological process: transmembrane transport.
AUGGACGUUGAGAAGCCUCAGCUGGUUCAGUCGGAGGAUGCGAAGCAUCCUGCCAGACUCGAGGACAAUCUUGACUUGGAGGAGAUUGGCGAGCGGGAGGGCUACGUUUUGAACGAUGCUUCUCUUGUCAACGAGCGCGGUCUCAAGACAACCGCUGACGGUCAAAUUAUUCUCAUCCCACAGCCGAGUGACUCACCCAAUGACCCAUUGAACUGGUCGUCGUUCCGCAAGCAUGCCAUUCUCAUCAUCAUCUCGUGCACUGCGUUCCUGCCAGACUAUGGUAGUGCAACUGGUGCGGUGACGCUGACGGCGCAGGGAGAGGAAUGGAACAUGGACCCCAAUGUCGUCAAUCACUCCCAGGUUGGCAAUGUCUUCAUGCUCGGCGCAGCUGGUCCUAUCAUCGUGGUUCUCGCCGCGUACUUUGGCCGAUACCCCGUUCUUUUCUGGUAUACCCUGUUCGCAUUGGCAACCGCAAUCUGGUGUGCCGCAGCGCAAAGCUUUGAGUCAUUCAUGGCCGCCCGUAUUCUCAACGGAUUCUUCUCAACAGUCGCGCAAGGCGGCGGCCUCAUGUUCGUCAAAGACAUGUUCUUCCUCCACGAGCACGCCCGCAAGAUCAACAUCUGGUCCGGCUUCAUCAUUCUCUCUCCCUAUAUGGGCCCCCUCCUCGGCGCCUUCAUCGUCAACACCCAAAUCUGGCAAUGGACAUUCGGCCUCUACGCCAUUGAAACCGGCCUCUGUCUAAUCGCCAUCAUCUUAUUCGUCGACGAAACAUACUACGACCGCAAGACGUCCCGGCCGGAACUCGUCCCUCAUGGCCCGCGCUGGCAGCGCAUGCUGGGCAUCCAGCAGGUCCGCACAAAGUAUAUCGAUAACACCUUCAAGGAUGCCGUCAUGCGCCCUAUCACCAUCCUCGGCAAGCCUGUUCUCGUCCUUUCUAUGAUCUUCUAUAUGCUCAUGUUUGCAUGGGUUGUCGGCAUCAAUACUACUUUGUCGAUCUUCCUUGCGCCGAAGUAUGGUUUCGGCGCUAAGGCUAUAGGCUACUUCUACUUCACCCCCAUUGUAGCCGCUAUCAUCGGCGAAGUCGCCGGCCACUGGCUCCAUGACUGGAUCGCAAACACAUACGCAAAGCGCAACAACAACCGGCUCGAGCCUGAAGCCCGUCUGUACGCUAUCUGGGUCGCUAUGCCUUUCUUGGUCUCUGGCCUGAUUCUACUUGGUUUCGCGCUUGAGCGUCACUACCACUACAUGAUCGCCGCGCUGGCAUGGGGUCUUUAUGUGUUUGGUAUCAUGAUUGUCACAGUCGGAGUCAACUCGUACGUGCUUGAUGCGUAUCCCGAGGCGAGUGGAGAGGUUGCGGCUUGGAUCAACUUCGGACGGACGACCGGUGGAUUCAUUGUCAGCUACUUUAUGGUUGAGUGGGCGGAGAAGGAGGGAACCAUCAAGCAGUUUGGAACCAUGUGUGGGUUUGUGGGUGUUUCGUUUGUGAUUGUGCUUGUGUUGCAGUUCUGGGGCAAGAAUUUGAGGGCUUGGAGUGGACCCGCCAAUUUCAAGACAGCUUGA